Molecule: messenger RNA, 1308 nt
Organism: Capronia coronata CBS 617.96
Lineage: Eukaryota; Fungi; Ascomycota; Eurotiomycetes; Chaetothyriales; Herpotrichiellaceae
Exons: 2
Coding region: 1-1308 (435 amino acids)
Source: RefSeq, a predicted model, not a curated record
AUGUUAGCCGCAAGGGAUCAGGAGAAUCUUGUUCACGCAUGCCAAACCGCCGCCGCCGGAAAGCCUCUCAAUCAAGGCCUACGAGCUCUUCAUCCCAAGACUCCCGGGGGUCUGAAGACCCCUUUCCGGGUCGCGCCCAAUGACGAAAACCGUCCUCUAGAUCUGAAGGGUCAAAAGACAGUGGGCAAAGGUGCUGCAAGCAGGCCAGAUAAGAAUUCAUUUGUUACUCCCCUUGCACCUCGUAAUCGAGCACCCCUCGGAGCGAAAACCACAAAUGCGAAAGCCCAGGUAUUUCAGACGCCUGCACCGGUACCUCUAACCUCGAAACAAGGCCGCACUGCCCUGAAACCCACUACCGCACGUCGUUCUGGGCGCUCCAAGAUCGCAAUUGCUCCUGCAGAGCAGGUUACGACGACUCUUUCGGCGAGUCGCGGUGCACAAGAAGAAGAGCCAGACUAUGGAUACGCUCCGCCUCCUCCGGCCGACCUGCCAGAUCCCCCACUGGAGUUCAGCGAGGAUCAUCUCCUUACAGAGGAGCUUUCGCGCAGCUACGGCGAACUCUACUCCCAUUCACAGAAGGAUGAGAAUGGAAGUUCACUCCGAAUGAGGAAAGAGGAGGAUGACCACAUUCAACACCAGAGAAAAUUGGAGGAAGAGAUUCUGGAUAGCUGGCACAAAUCCAGGUAUCCGACCACAGAGGAAAUGAACGCGCAGGUCGAUGCUAUGAUUAUGGCAGGGCCACAAAUGAACAGCCCACCAAUAUCAAGAGUUGACACAAUGAAUGCCAGGUCUGCUGUUGCAGCACUGUCUGAAUUGCAGCCACGACUACCAGCCGCCGCUAUGAAGGCCACCCAAGCAUCUGAACAGAAGAAGAAAAGAAUUCUCCCCAUCGUGAACCGAAAGCAUCCUACAGUGCCACACCCUUCAUGGUCAACACAGCCCGGGCGGGCCGCCAGCCAAGCUGCUGUGUCAAAAAACACCAUUGGGUUCCCCAAGGCGAGAAAAGCGCCUUCCAUCGUUCCAAAAGGGGCAGGAGCUCAAGGUGAAGCGAGAGGAGGUGGAUUGACUUCAAGACCGAAAAAGAUCAGCCAGUCUUCCAUUCAUCCCAAGGAUUUUCGCGAUCGGUACGGUUCGCCUCCUGUGGAAAGCGACAUGUGGUUCCGUCUCAAGGAGUACGAGCUGCUGGAACAAGACACCUCGAAGGUUGACGGCGAUGAGCCUGAGGGUGAUUUGUUCGACACGGAAGUUUUCCCUUUCGAAAACACCAAAUUGAACGACGAUGACUUUCAGCUACCUAUGCCAGAAUGA